Nelumbo nucifera (sacred lotus) is the source of this 3978-nucleotide messenger RNA. Its product is annotated as LRR receptor-like serine/threonine-protein kinase RPK2. Gene Ontology annotation, biological process: protein phosphorylation. The record is from RefSeq and is a predicted model, not a curated record. Gene Ontology annotation, molecular function: protein kinase activity; ATP binding; protein binding. Lineage: Eukaryota; Viridiplantae; Streptophyta; Magnoliopsida; Proteales; Nelumbonaceae.
GAAGAACAGGAGAGAAGCAACAGUGUGGACUGAAAGGGGAAAAAAACGCGUUUUUCUAAAGAACAUGUAAAUUCCCCCCCCUUUUUUUUCUGUUUUUCUAAUUUUCUCUAUUUUCUUCACAGACUAGGGUUAGGGUUUCGGGAAGCAAAAAUUAUCUUCAGCUGCUCUGCAACUUGAAUUCCUCUCUUUCGAGAGAGAGAGAGAGAGAGGGAGAGGGAGGUUUUCUUUAUUGGAGGUCUUGGAGGUUAGGGUUUUUGUCAGCUUUUGUUACUUCAAUUGAGAGAAUAAUGCGGUUGUUCUCUCGGAUAAGAUGGCGUUCGCUUCGUGAGACCCUCCAUGUGUUAUUUCUGUUCUGGAUUUUCUCAUUCUCUUCCGCUGAUGCGGUUGAUUCCGAUAAAGCGGUGCUACUUCAGUUCAAGAACUCUGUCUCGGAUCCUUCAGGGCUUCUCUCCCGGUGGAGUUCUGGUGGCGGUGCUGGUCCUUCUGAUCACUGUUCUUGGUUUGGCGUCUUCUGCGACUCCAAAUCGAGGGUUCUAGCUCUCAAUAUAACGGGAGGCGGAGAUGGCAACAGCGUCGGAGGUAAUUCGGAAGCUUUCUCUUGUUCCAAGUUUUCUCAGUUUCCGCUUUAUGGGUUUGGAAUCAGGAGUUGUUCCGGUGGCGGUGGAAAAUUGGGGGGAAAGCUAUCGCCGCUUAUCGCGAAGCUCACUGAGCUUAGGGUUUUGUCGUUGCCGUUCAACGAUUUCACCGGUGAGAUUCCUCUUGAAAUCUGGAGCUUGCAGAAGUUGGAAGUGCUUGAUCUCGAGGGAAAUUCGCUCUCUGGAACCUUGCCCCUCGAAUUUGGAGGCCUGAGGAGGUUGCGGGUCCUUAAUCUCGGUUUCAAUAAGCUUGCGGGGGAGAUUCCUGCCUCGCUUUCUAACUGUGUGGGCUUGCAGAUUUUGAACUUAGCUGCUAAUGGACUGAAUGGGACGAUCCCUCAGUUUAUUGGCAGUUUUUCGGAGUUAAAGGGGCUUUACUUAUCUCUUAAUCGUCUGGGUGGGUCUAUUCCUGCUGAGCUUGGAAGCAACUGUCGGAAUCUUGAACAUCUUGAUCUUUCUGCAAAUUUACUGGUCGAUGUCAUUCCACGUAGUCUGGCGAAUUGCAACCAGUUGCGGUCUCUGCUGUUGUUUUCCAAUAUGUUGGAAGGAACCGUUCAUCCUGAGUUUGGCCGGCUUCUGAAGCUUCAAGUGCUUGAUGUGUCGAGGAACAGUCUUAGCGGAACUAUACCUUCAGAACUUGGUGGUUGUGUCGAAUUGUCCGUCGUCGUUCUCUCAAAUCUGUAUGAUCCCCUGACAGACGUGAAAAAUCUAACUGGGGCGACUUCGUUAGGUCUGUCUAGUCCUGCUUAUGAUGAUUUCAAUUAUUUUCAAGGUGGCAUCCCUGCUGAAAUUGUAAACCUCCCAAAGCUCAGAAUUAUUUGGGCUCCAAGAGCAACGCUCGAGGGCAACAUUCCUAGCGACUGGGGUGCUUGCAACAGCUUGGAAAUGGUUAACUUGGCUCAGAACUUCUUCACUGGAGAGUUCCCAAAUUUGUUUCGACGCUGCAAGAAUCUUCAUUUUCUUGAUUUGAGCUCAAACAAGCUGACGGGAGUGCUUGAUGGAAACCUUCCAGUUCCUUGUAUGACCGUAUUUGAUGCAAGUGAUAACCUCUUGUCAGGAUCCAUCCCUACAUUCAACCAAGGUAGUCUUUGUCCCCGGAUACCCUCGUUGAAUGCUUAUGACUCAUCCACUGCGUACUUGUCCUUUUUCACAAGUAGAACUCGGACUAGAAGUCCCUUGCCAUCUCUUGGAGCUAGUGGCAGUCUUGCCGUUUUUCACAACUUCGGUAUGAAUAACUUCACUGGUACCCUCCCAUCCUUGCCACUUGCACCUGGAAGAAUAGGGAAGCAAACUGUGUAUGUGUUUCUUGCUGGUGGGAAUAAGCUGACAGGACCAUUCCCGGGAAACCUGUUUGAGAAGUGUGAUGGUUUGAAUGCAAUGAUCGCUAAUGUCAGCAACAAUAGGAUGUCUGGUCAAAUUCCUGAGAACAUUGGUACAAUGUGCAGCUCUCUAAUGCUUUUGGAUGCCUCGAGGAACCAAAUUACUGGUUCAUUACCCCAGACUAUUGGGGAUCUGUAUUCUCUGGUUAGUCUUUACUUGGGUUGGAACCAGUUGCAAGGUCAGAUUCCAGAACGUCUUGGUCAUCUGAAGGGUCUGAAGUAUCUCUCUUUGGCUGGUAACAACCUGACUGGCAACAUCCCUUCCAGCUUGGGGCAGUUGCGGUCCUUGGAAGUGUUGGACCUUUCUUCAAAUUCACUCUUAGGUGAGAUUCCAAAAGAUUUGGUGACCUUGGAGAACCUAACUCAUCUUCUUCUCAACAACAAUAAACUCUCUGGGCAGAUCCCACCUGGUUUGGCUAAUGUGACAUCACUUGAUCAAUUCAAUGUGUCCUUCAAUAAUUUGUCUGGGCCUAUUCCAUUGAAUGAUAAUUUAAUUAAAUGCAGCAGUGUCCUUGGGAACCCUUUUCUUCAGUCUUGCCACAUAUUCUCUCUAACUGGUUCGUCUUCAGAUCAGCAGGGAAGAAACGAGGAUCCACUAAAUUAUACAGCUCCUCCACCAGGAGGUGUGGUCAAGGGAAGUGGAUUCAGUUCUAUUGAGAUUGCAUCAAUAGCUUCUGCAUCAGCCAUUGUUUCUGUUCUUUUCGCUCUUAUUGUUCUCUUCAUAUACACCAGAAGGUGUGCCCCAAGGUCCAGGAUCCGAGCAGCUGGAAGAAAGGAGGUGACAGUAUUCACUGACAUUGGAGUUCCACUGACUUAUGAAAAUGUUGUGCGGGCCACAGGUAGUUUCAAUGCAAGUAAUUGCAUAGGGAGUGGAGGUUUCGGGGCCACUUACAAGGCUGAGAUCUCUCCUGGAGUUCUAGUGGCCAUAAAGAGGCUUUCAGUUGGACGUUUCCAAGGUGUUCAACAAUUCCAUGCAGAGAUCAAAAUCCUAGGGAGGAUGCGUCAUCAGAAUCUUGUCACUUUGAUAGGUUACCAUGCAAGUGAAUCAGAGAUGUUCCUGAUAUACAAUUAUUUACCUGGUGGAAAUUUGGAGAAAUUUAUACAGGAAAGGUCCAAAAGGGCUGUCGAUUGGAGGAUACUACACAAGAUUGCUUUAGACAUAGCCCGUGCACUUGCAUAUCUACAUGAUCAGUGUGUGCCACGCGUUCUCCACCGCGAUGUCAAGCCUAGCAAUAUAUUGUUGGACAAUGACUAUAAUGCCUAUCUAUCUGAUUUUGGGUUGGCCAGGCUUCUGGGGACUUCUGAAACCCAUGCAACUACUGGUGUAGCAGGAACAUUUGGAUAUGUCGCCCCUGAGUAUGCAAUGACUUGCCGUGUAUCUGACAAGGCCGAUGUCUACAGCUAUGGUGUGGUACUCAUGGAAUUGAUCUCAGAUAAGAAAGCACUGGACCCAUCCUUUUCUUCUUAUGGGAAUGGUUUCAAUAUCGUUGCCUGGGGAUGCAUGCUUCUGCGACAAGGCAGGGCUAAGGAGUUCUUCACUGCAGGUCUAUGGGAUUCAGGCCCCCAUGAUAAUUUGGUAGAGACAUUGCACUUGGCUGUUAUGUGUACUGUUGAUUCAUUGUCGAUCAGGCCUACAAUGAAGCAAGUCGUUCAGCGGUUGAAACAACUACAGCCACCCUCAUGCUAGCUAGGUAACAGGUCAUCAUAAUUUGAUUUUAACAUUCGUUUGACAUUUUAGAAGGUAAAAAUUGAGUUGUAAUUUGUGCUCUUGCACUCAGUCCCAAUUGUUGGCAUCCCCUGAGAUUUGGUUUCUGAGUUGUAUUUAUUCCUUUUUUGUAAUAUAUUUCCACAGCUAUUUUUCAAAGCUCUUCUCUGAGGGGAAACCCUGCUAAAUGAAUCUGCAGAAGAAUGCAGAUUUCCGUCCUCUUAAGUCUUAAUGGACAAAUUUUUACAACUCUGUUGCA